Molecule: messenger RNA, 602 nt
Organism: Truncatella angustata
Lineage: Eukaryota; Fungi; Ascomycota; Sordariomycetes; Amphisphaeriales; Sporocadaceae
Exons: 1
Coding region: 223-555 (110 amino acids)
Source: RefSeq, a predicted model, not a curated record
AUAAUCUUGUAUUUGUAACCAGGGUUGGAUCUCUACCUUGACUGCUGGUCGAGUUCUGGUAAUACCCAUUUGUUUGCUACAACGCAAGGGCUUAUCUGCGAAGCUCAGCAACGAAGAAGUCAAAUAUUUGUGUCGCGAUGGUCGAAGUAGCCCUAAAAGGACUAGGAUAUAUAAUUACUGCUCUGACCACAAGUCACAGCUUGACGUCUCUUCUGGGUCAGAAUGUCUUUUGUUCGUCUUGGUGAUUCCCAAUAUUGUGCACGUUAUUUGUGUUCCAUUGCUUUGUUUAUGCUCAACUUCUGCAACGCUCUGCAUGUUUACGGUAUUCUGGAUUUCACGCCUACGUCUAGAUUCACGUUGAGUGUAGCUGAUUCAUUUGUUCUUGUAACUGCCGGCAUGCGGUCAAUAACGAAAGACAAACAACGCUGUGCCAGGCACCUGGGAGUGGCGCACUGCAAGGGAUGGGCAAGGGAUGCGGUUGAGGCCUGUCAAAAAUACCCGACCAUGCUAGCCAUAUUUGAAUUGGAGCAAACUUCGCACCAUGAAUUACCGUGAGUCAGUUCAGAAGAAGCCACUACUGCUCCUGAGGAUGCGAAUGUUCG